Molecule: messenger RNA, 4006 nt
Organism: Jaculus jaculus (lesser Egyptian jerboa)
Lineage: Eukaryota; Metazoa; Chordata; Mammalia; Rodentia; Dipodidae
Gene: Znf879
Product: zinc finger protein 879
Exons: 5
Coding region: 144-1820 (558 amino acids)
Biological process (GO): negative regulation of transcription by RNA polymerase II; central nervous system development
Cellular component (GO): nucleus
Molecular function (GO): RNA polymerase II cis-regulatory region sequence-specific DNA binding; DNA-binding transcription repressor activity, RNA polymerase II-specific
Source: RefSeq, a predicted model, not a curated record
UGUUCGGCAGUUAGGUGGCCGCGGCGAGACGUGUCCCUAGGUUCGAUGUUCCGCUUGCUUCCAGUACCGGCCCCGGCCCCGGCCCCGGCGGGCUGAGUACCCGCUGCAGGAGUCUUCUCCAGAGGGGCAGCAGGGAGGGAAAGAUGCUGCCAGCCCAGGGUCAGGUGCCCGUGUCUUUCGGGGACGUGGCCGUGCUCUUCAGCCGGGAUGAGUGGUUGCACCUGGACUUGGCCCAGAGAAGCCUGUACCGGGAGGUGAUGCUGGAGAACUACAGCCACCUGGUGUCUCUGGGGAUUCUGUUCUGUAAGCCAGAGGUCAUCUCCCAGUUAGAGCAAGCAGAAGACCUUCAGAUGGUGGCACGUGGAGCACCUCAAAGCACAGGUCUAGGGUGGAAGAGCCUGUUUGAAACCACAGUUUCUAAAGAAGAAAAUAAGGAAAUCUUGAAAAAAAACACUGUUGAUGGUCCUUUUGACUUUCUGCUGGGAAAAACUUACAUAAUUGAGGACCAAUUAGAGGAAGAUCAAGGCAAAAAGAACAAGCUUUUCAGCAAAAUGUUUGUUACUGUUCAGAAAAACUACAUGAAAGAGAAGAGCUUUAAAAGUGUUGAACUUGUGAAGAAUCUCUGUCUAAAAUCUUCGCUUACUAGAAAACCUGGAGGCGUUCCCAGGGGAAGAAAACCCCGCUCACAGUAUUCCAUUCUGUUUAAACAACUAGGAGUCAACACAGUGCGUAAGUGUUACAAAUGUAACAUCUGUGGGAAAAUCUUUCUUCACAGUUCUUCCCUGAGCAAACAUCAGAGAAUCCAUACUGGAGAAAAGCUCUACAAAUGUAAGGAAUGUCGGAAAGCUUUCAGCCAGAGCUCAUCCCUGACACAGCACCUGAGAGUCCACACUGGUGAGAAGCCAUACAUGUGUGGUGAGUGUGGGAAGGCCUUCAGCUUCACCACCUCUCUCAUCGGGCAUCAGAGAAUGCACACUGGAGAGAGGCCCUACAAGUGUAAGGAAUGUGGCAAGGCGUUCAAAGGCAGUUCAUCCCUUAAUAAUCACCGGCGUAUUCACACUGGGGAAAAGCCUUAUAAGUGUAAUGAGUGUGGAAGAGCCUUCAGCCAGUGCUCAUCUCUCAUUCAGCAUCACAGAAUCCAUACUGGGGAGAAGCCAUAUGAAUGUAGCCAGUGUGGGAAAGCCUUCACGUCAAUAUCACGGCUUAGCAGACACCAUCGUAUUCACACUGGGGAGAAGCCCUUUCACUGUAAUAUGUGUGGGAAAGUGUUUAGUUACCACUCGGCCCUGAUUAUCCAUCAGAGAGUUCACACUGGAGAGAAACCAUAUGUGUGCAAAGAAUGUGGAAAAGCUUUCAGUCAAAGCUCAGCACUUAUCCAACAUCAAAGAAUCCACACUGGAGAGAAGCCUUACACAUGUGAGGAAUGUGGGAAGGCUUUCUCCUGGAUCUCCCGGCUUAACAUACAUCACAGAAUCCACACAGGAGAAAAGCCGUAUCAUUGUAAAGAAUGUGGGAAAGCUUUCAGUUCCCACUCUGCAGUCAAUACUCAUCGAAAAAUCCAUACUGGUGAGAAACCUUAUAAAUGCAAUGACUGUGACAAAGCCUUCAACCAAAGCUCGGCCCUAAUCCAGCACCAGAGAAUUCAUACUGGAGAGAAACCAUUUAGCUGCAAAGUGUGUGCGAAGGCUUUCAGACAAAGCUCGUCCCUUAUGACGCACAUGAGAAUCCAUACAGGAGAAAAGCCUUACAAAUGCAGAGAAUGUGGGAAAACUUUUAGUCAGAGUUCAUCUCUUGCAAAUCAUCAGAGGACUCAUAAUUGAGAAAAACUGUAAGGAAAAGGCAUGUGAUAAAUUUUCCAAGAGAAACUCAUUUUACACUAACUGUGACAAUACAUCCUGAGAAAUAGUUGAGGGGUAGAAUAUCAAGUUAGACCUCAGCAAACAUUAGACACUUAAUGAUACAAAAUAAACAUGGGAAUAUUGGGCUUCUGUAAUUUUUUUUCUUAUAUGUCCGUAAGUAAUUUAUUCAAGCUGAGAUUAAGAAGAAAGGAUCACUAUAUUUUCUUUCUAGUGAUGGUUAUUUAACAGCUCCCAGUUUUACCAAGCGUUUCCAGGAAUCUGCUGGUUUAGGUUAAAGUCCAUCCAUGUCACCAGGUUUCAGGUAACAUGAAGAUCUAGUCUGGGGGGCUUUUAGGGAUUAUGCAAACCAGUUAUUCAGGGAAAGAACUAUACCUGUAGCUACCUCACUGUCACUAAAGGUUUUUUUAGUACGCUGGAAACAAAUUCUAUACUUAGAUUUUGUUAAAUAAAACACUUGGUUCAUUUCUCCUCUGUAAGCCACUGACCUGAGAAGAAAAGCACUUGUGUGCAUGAGGUGCACUAUUCUCUGAGCUUGCUUUCCACCUGUUUGUUCCAGCCUCUGUUGAGAUCUAAAGUCACUUUGGGAAAAGCACAGCAUCUCAUUUGUUUUCUCAGAAGUGAAUGCCUUGGCCAUGUCACAUUGUGAUGUAAAGGUUACUCAGAUAACUGCUUUUGCAGUUUGAUGAUAAAUAAUGUUAGAAAAGAAAAAGUAUGUCAUGGUAUAGCAAUAGGGAGUACAACUUUUAACCUCCAAAUUGUGCCUGCUUCCUGAGUUCAGUGGCAACCAGCCACUAAGAAGACUGAGAAACAACGUAGAACUCAAGUCAUUUUCCGAAGAGUCAGCUAACUCGCCCAUGCAUCCCCACCAGACAACUCCAGAGCCCCACAGGGUCUUGCAGGCAGCUCCAAAGAGUCUUCAUUAUGGCUCUUGUUUACUACCUUGAGAAGGGGUUUGAGAAUCAAGUUCCUUGAGAUUCCUAAGACUGGUUUCAUGAUUCUAGUGAACCUCUUACCUCCUGGACGUAAUGUUUCAAUUCAAAAGAAAUACAAAGAAAUACCUACCUAACAUUUCAUCCCUUUCUCUGGUUGUAGUCUUUCUGCCUUUUGUACAAUUAACUGAGUUUUGGGGGUGGCAUGGAUGUCUGAUCAUUCUCAUCUAUUUAUGGCUAAGCAUUGGGCUGUUAAUACCAUGGAAACCAUUAUUUCACAGUCAAUACCACCCACCACAGAAAGUUUCCCUCCAUGAGCAAAGUUAGCAGCAGGUAACCUAUGAUGUAAACACAAAUGUAUAGAAGAUGCCUUUCCAACAGUGAGAAUUAAGUGUUUAAACACAUGAGCCUGUGGGGAACAUUUUACUGUCAGACCACAGCAUUCCAUUCCUGGCCCCACAAACUCAUGGCCAUCUUAUAAUGCUCAAUGCAUUUAUAAGUCCCCAUAAUCUUUUAUCAGCCCCAUCACUUCAGAAGUCUGAAGUUUAAGACUCAAUGUAUUUUCUUAACUGUGAGCCCUGUAAAAUCAAAAACAAGUUAUGUACUUCCAACAGAGAAUGGCACUAGUUAAACCUUUCCAUUCCAAGAGUGGGAAUGUGGACAUAACAAAGAAUCAUCCAAUCAGAGCAAGGCUGAAGUUCAUCAGAGCACACAGCAAAUCUUACAGCUCCAUAUGUGGCAUUUGGGGCAUGUGUUGGAAUCAUUUGGGUCCCAGUGGUCUGGGUAGCUCCAGCCAUCUGGCUGUGCAGCCUGUAGCUUUCCUUGGCAGAUAUCCCAUGGAUCUGGAAUCUCCAACAUUCUGAGGUUUUCAUUGGAAGGCAUUUUAGUGGUUUGAAUGUAAAAUGUCUCCCCAUGGCCUCAUACUUGAAUACUUGAUCCCCAUUUGAUGGUGCUGCAUGGGAAAAUUGUGGAGUCUUUGGGGGACAGAGCCUUACUGGGGGCAGGCCUUGGAGUGUUACAGCCCAGCCUCACUUGCCACAUUUGACUCGCACUGACUGCUUUCCAACUACCUGUGAUGUGAUGGCCUGACCAUUCAUAAUGGACUGUGUCUCCUUGAAGUGUGUGAUGCCUGGCUGUCUGCCUCUGCCAUGCUUGCCCCACCAUGAUGAGACGUCCCUUCAAAACUGACAGCAAGAAAUAAACCAUAAGUUGCUUCUG